AGGGCGGCGGGGUGGGGGGGGGACUGAAGGGAAGUCCCGCCCCUGCAGCGCCGUGGACGCUGCGGACGCCGCCGUGCACCCGGCCUGCUCCGGGAGGGCCGGACAGAUCUGGUUGCGGAGCUGCCAUGAUUGAAGUGGUAGCAGAGCUGAGCCGGGGUCCUGUGUUUCUGGCGGGGGAGGCGCUGGAGUGCGUGGUGACCGUCACCAACCCCCUGCCUCCCACGGCCACUUCUGCAUCCAGCGAGGCUCUGGCCUGGGCCAGUGCCCAGAUCCACUGCCAGUUCCAUGCCAGUGAGAGCCGAGUGGCCCUGCCUCCCCCUGACUCCAAUCAGCCGGAAGUCCAGCCCGACAGCCAGACUGUCUUCCUGCCACACCGAGGCGAGAGGGGCCAGUGUAUCCUUUCUACUCCACCGAAAAUUCUCUUCUGCGACCUGAGGCUAGACCCCGGAGAGUCCAAAUCAUACUCCUACAGUGAAGUGCUGCCCAGAGAGGGACCACCCUCGUUUCGGGGUCAGUCAGUCAAGUACGUCUACAAACUGACCAUUGGCUGCCAGCGCGUCAACUCACCCAUCACUUUACUCAGGGUCCCUUUGAGGGUGCUCGUGCUGACUGGCCUUCAAGAUGUCCGGUUUCCCCAGGAUGAGGCUGUAGCCCCAUCCAGUCCAUUCUUGGAGGAGGAUGAAGGUGGGAAGAAGGAUUCGUGGCUGGCUGAGCUUGCCGGGGAGCGCCUGAUGGCGGCCACAUCCUGCCGCAGCCUCCAUCUGUACAACAUCAGUGAUGGCCAAGGGAAAGUUGGGACGUUCGGCAUCUUCAAAUCUGUGUACAGACUCGGCGAGGACGUGGUGGGGACCCUAAACUUAGGGGAAGGAACCAUAGCUUGUUUGCAGUUUUCAGUAAGCCUACAGACUGAGGAGCGGGUACAGCCUGAGUACCAGCGGCGCCGUGGGGCAGGAGGUGUCCCCUCUGUGUCCCAUGUGACUCACGCACGCCACCAAGAGUCCUGCUUACAUACAACCAGGACCAGCUUCUCCCUCCCUAUCCCUCUCAGCUGCACCCCAGGCUUCUGCACAGCCAUUGUGUCACUGAAGUGGCGAUUACAUUUUGAAUUUGUAACAUCCCGAGAACCCGGAUUGGUUCUCCUACCCCCUGUGGAACAGCCUGAACCUGCCACCUGGACAGGUCCUGAGCAAGUGCCUGUAGACACCUUCAGCUGGGACCUCCCCAUCAAGGUGCUGCCUACAAGCCCCACUCUGGCCUCAUAUGCUGCCCCGGGCCCCAGCACCAGCACCAUAACCAUCUGAAACUGCACGCUUGCCCACCCCAGCACUGGCUUCCCAAAGGACACUGGGAGCUCAGUCUCAGGACUAUAGUAAGGCUGGCCCACUUUUUCCAUCAGGGAGGGGGCAGGGGCCAAUGACAUGGACAAUAAGAGGCAGGCCUUCAGCUGUAGCAUUAAUUUAUUUAUUCAGA
Lepus europaeus (European hare) is the source of this 1470-nucleotide messenger RNA. It is a transcript of the gene RGP1, whose product is annotated as RGP1 homolog, RAB6A GEF complex partner 1. The transcript is spliced from 9 exons. The record is from RefSeq and is a predicted model, not a curated record. NCBI's taxonomy places the organism in Eukaryota, Metazoa, Chordata, Mammalia, Lagomorpha, Leporidae. Gene Ontology annotation, biological process: retrograde transport, endosome to Golgi. Gene Ontology annotation, cellular component: Golgi membrane; Ric1-Rgp1 guanyl-nucleotide exchange factor complex. Bases 126 to 1301 code for a protein of 391 amino acids.